GUCGUGUCCCUUUAAGGAACAUGUGAUCGGACAUCGACGUUGGGAUGAUGCGGUUAUGAAAAAUAGUAUGUAUGUGUUGAACAAGGCGUUGGGUUCCUGAUCCAGGAAAGACAUUUAAGGCUAACUCUGGUGUUUGCAGUGCAAAUACACAUCAGGGUUAUUCCUACUGCGGGUAAGGAUAGUGUGGACUGCUGCGCUUCUUCAGUCUUCAGCCUCGGCUGGGAGGAGAUUCUCCAGGAAAGCAUGUGAUGAGCCAAGCUCAGAAAAAGGUCUCCCUCAGCCAGAGCUGUGGCAAGGGCUGUAACCAUGUAGAUGGUUGUCCCCAUGGUAAAACCAUGGGUAGAGCUUGGCCUGGGCAUUGUUUGAAGGAGGCCAAGGCACUAAAGCAUACAGCUAGUAGAGACAAGCAAAAGCCCAUGGAAGGAUGGCUCCAUGACGGAGGUAAGACAGGAGCCAAGUUAAAAAAGGGCAGGCCUCUGAAGGUUGUGGCCAAAAAAGGCAAAGCAAAAGUGUCCAAGAAAUUGAGGGAAGAGCGGAAUAGGAAGCUUUACCCACUACGACGACGAAGUAACAAAUCAAAAGACGAGGCCUUAAGUUGCCAUGUCCUGCUUACCCGUCUGGAGAGUGAAUUACAUGAGGAAGAGCCAAAUGCAAUUAAAAAAAGAGGUCGGAAAAAAAAGAGAAACAAACCCAACGAAAACGCCAAUAAAACGUCACAUACCCAAUCAAAAACUAAACAUGAAGCAAGUAGUAAUACAAUUGUAGCUCAGGAGCCCCGUAAACGCCGACUUGCCUCUCUUAAUGCUGAAGCAGUCAACAGCCUGCUGCUGGAGAAAACAGAUGUACCACUAAGCAAACUCCCUAAGAAACAGUACCAUGAGACAGCACUGGUUUUUAAUGAAACAGAUGAUGCAAAAAUCUGCACCCUGUCAAAAGCUGCUGCUCAAGCCCACAAGACUGAAAUGUGCCAAAACCACAAGAAGGCUAAGAAGCGCAAGUCAGAGGAAAAAGACGACAUCGAUCCGAGUCUGUACACUCCUACUCCAAGACGCCUUGCUGGACUCAAUGCUGCUGCUCUGCUGAAGCUCACGAGCUCCACUACAGGAAGUAAGCAGCGAGUAAAGACAGACAGCAAAGGCAUUUGUGCUACAGGGAAGCAGACCACAUGCUGUAAAUCCCGGGUGCCACAGCCUAAAAAGCAAGGACUCAAACAGGCUUUACCUCAGGGUAGUGGUGCAGCAUGCAAGAUCAAGGGGAGUGAGUCUAAACUGAAGUGGGAAGGACCUUCUGACUGUCACUGCUUAGCCAAACCAGGGUAUCGUUCACAUGGCAUGAUGGGAUAUCCCAUUAAAGUGGUAAAAGAAGAGCAGGUGGAAACUGAGCUUGGUUCUUGUUACUGCUGUUCUACAGAAGGCUCAGUGGAAUACUGUCACAGGUUGGCACUUUACCUGAGCCAGAAGGCCUGCAGUGAGACAGAUGAGCACCCUGUGGCCUCAGUGAAGCACGAAUGCCUGGUUGCCCCGUCUUCACUGACCCACCCAGCCCUCACCCUCAGUGCCCACCCAUGCCUGUGUGCAGACCCAUGCUACUCGAGUUACUAUGUUCACUUUGCAAAUCAUGGGCCUCGUUCAGUUUGUCUAAGUACGCAGCCAAUACCUUGUGCACACAGCUCCAUGUGUCCCAGCAGGGUCCCUGCGUCAAAGCUGCUGUCCUCCUCUGUCUCCCACGCCUCAGGAAUCUCACACCCUGCCUUCUGCAGUCCUGUGCGCUCUCCAUGCUGCAGCGAGGGCUGUAGAGUUGGCAGUUACACUUUCAGCGCUAUGCAGCCUGUCACCAGCAGGGCGUGCUCUUAUGCCACAGGCUGCUCCAACUGUAGCCAUCAAAUCAAAACAGAAGGCUGCUCUUCACCUCAAGGGGAUCAGAGUUCCUCUUUGCUUGUUCCACCAGCCCUGCCCCAUUCUGGCUGCCCGUUACCUAGGUUAAGCCCAUCCACCACGGUUCUGCCACGUCUUCUGUCCACUCUUGCAGACAACAGACAGACAGAGGUCAGGCACCGAGGACCAAGAGAAUGCCCUCAAAACACCAAACCACCCAAUGGCUCUAUUGGUGCAAGACCUACAAAACUGUCUCAGAAACAGCCAGUGCCCUGCCCAGCAAGUGCCAAACAGCAGAAAAAAGUACAUCGCCACCGCACCACAAACGGCUGGCGUCCUUUUGGAGAACCCACAGAGAAAGAAGUCUUUAUUGCGGGAGAGGACAUGACAGCACUGCGACAGUGUUAUGAAGGAGUAGAGCGAGAUGGAGAGGUGAUCCGAGUCAGAGACACAGUGCUGUUGCGCUCCGGACCGAGGAAGAAAUCCUUGCCCUAUGUGGCUAAAAUAUCAGCUCUGUGGGAUGACCCUAAGACAGGAGAGCUGAUGAUGAGCCUGUUCUGGUACUAUCGACCAGAACACACACAGGGAGGCAGAGAUCCCAGCAUGCACUGUGAGAAUGAAAUAUUCGCCUCUCGACAUCAAGAUGAAAACAGCGUGGCCUGUAUUGAGGACAGAUGCUAUGUUUUACCUUUAGCACAGUACUGUAGAUUUUGUGCCUUGGUAAAGCGCCGCUCAGAGGGGGUGCCCGACAGCAUCCCCAUGGUGCCCCAGCCCACUGACAGUGCUGUCCCCACUCACCGACUUGUGCCCGACGACGUUGAUCCCGAACUGGUUUACCUAUGCCGCCACGUCUACGACUUCCGCUACGGCCGCAUACUGAAGAACCUGCAGUAAGAGUGCAAGCCUGCGUGCAGCGCACACACACCUGCACCUCACUAAUGAUGGAAAGCCUUCAUUCUAAAAAGAUCCCUGUGCAACCUACUGGCCUUUUUGUUCUGAUUUACUGUUGAAAACAUAAACGAUCUGUUUUUCUUAUUAUUCGCUCAGGAGGGUAGACCUCAGGGAGGUCUGGGGCUGUUGGACAAGAUUAUUUUUAAACUGUCUCCACAUUCCCAGAGUGGCAGCGUGUAAAGCGAGUGCUGCAGAAGAACGGAAAUGACAGCUUUAUUGGAUUCUUGAUGAGACUCUUUGUAAAUUCUCAGUAGAAAUUUAGUUUUUAUUCACCCUUCCGUUUAAUAUCGGAAGAGGUUUUAUAUUUCCCUUUGGUGAUUUGUCUUGUACACUGGACUGUGACACUGGCAGGGGAAGUUAGAUGAAGCUGCCAUUUCAGAUUCAGAGUGUAAUCAAAUACAAUUUCUUCAAAGUCUCGCUUAAAUUGUCGGCUGAAACAAAGUCCUUAAGAUAAUCUAGCGCUCAUGUUUAGGAGAGUCUGGCUGUUUGGAUCUGGCUAUUUGUGUUAGGGGCAAAUGCUUUCUGUUCCUGUGGGACUCAAACUGUGCCAUUUCAUUGAACGGGCAAAUGACUCUUCAGUCCACCAGUGAAAUGUCUACAAGAGUAGAUGCUUGUUUUUUUCGUUCUCGUGUCUUUCUCUAUUGCGUUCAGGUCACUUUGUAAUGUUUGUCUUUUUCGUUCUUCUCAUGUCUUGCUUUAUGCAGGUCACUCGGUUGGCAGCUAGUUUUGACCGAAACCUCUAAGAAUUUAACUUCUGUACUAAAACCAAAGGUCAGCUCAGUGCUAAUCUCUGUUCUCACUAACUAAGCCCCCAGGAUCUGUGCCCUAUAAUGCCACAGGUUGGAGAAGCUGACACUUGUUUUCCAAGUAAAAGAUAUUUUUUAUCAUGCACUGAGUGGAGACACUUAACACUUAACAAAUUUAUCUGACACAUUUAUUUGAAAAUCCUGCAUGUUUUUCAUUUUCCCUUGCUUCUAGUCACCCUAGCUAAAUUGCACUAAUCCAUUGCUUGAUAUUCCUUUCUUUAUUCUUCUGUGACUAUUUCAAUUUACAGUUAAGUCUCCCUUUCUGAUUUUAUCAACACUGUUGAUAAGCAAGGAAGAGCCCUUUAUAGAACUUUUUUUUUUUUCAUUUAUAUCAGAACAAAAGAAAGAAAUAACUACUUCUAACAACGUGAAACUUAUGCUGAUUUGGUAGUCCUUUUGUUAAGUAUACACACACCAACUUAAAUUCAAGGGCGCUUUUACACCUGUUAAAAAUUUGCUGUAUGAAUCAGAGUGAAAUUGAUACUGUUGGUUUCACUUCUGAUUUGCUUUGGUUUACUUUCACACUACACAUAAUUAAGCACACCAAACAGCAAAAGAAACAUCGACUAAAGCAUAGGCUUGUGCGAUACUGAUUCAUCCCUGAUCGCAAUGUUCUAUCUUAACAUGCAACCCACAGAAUAGACAUGAAAAUGUGCAUUUCCGGGCAAUAGCAAUUGGAAACUACAGCCAUCUCGAACACUUCAUUUAUUCAGUAUAUAGUAAAACAAAUAAAACCUGAAGAGCACAGUGGAUAUAAUCCUUUUACAAAUUGGUUGUCUAACGAACAUUUGGCAUUUUCAUUCUUAACACAGGAAAAAUUUGAUCAAUAUUCUAAUUUGGCAUCUCUGAUAAAUGCUAUGGCAAUGGGGUUGCAGUUCAUUCUGGAUUCACAUGUCGAUUGUCUCAAAUCUCAUUUUAUUGGAGAGAAAACUCGCACUAGUGCUCAUGGGAGCAUAUGUUUUCUGAGAGCUUCAGGGCUGGAGCACACUAAACUUCUGCCACUCUGGGGUAAUUUCCAUUUUUGGGGGGUUUUCUCUUAAAGUGAUGAGUCAGGAGAGAGCAUGGCAAUAUUACAGUUUUAUUUCCACAGAAACAAAACAAAAGAAAAAAUUUCAGGCUAAUAAAAAAGGUUGUUCCAUCUUGCUGUGCCUCACACAUACUCAACCUACACACCCAAGACUACAGUGCAUCUAAACAUGGGCUUUUUUUACUGUCUAACACUAGCAUGCUCCAUUGUUUUUGUGGAGCUCCUAUGCAAAAUGCAUAAUGUCUAGAUAUCAUGGCAAUGUUAUAUUGUGUAGGGAUGAUAGUAUUGUUAUAUCGCACAAGCCUACUCUGAAAAUGCGUUCAUUCAUUGAUCAGAUUUACGAUGACAGAAAACCUUAAACUGAUCUUUCCCUAGCUUGUAGUCAGUGCUAAAAAAUAUCAGAUAAAUUAUAUAAAUAAAUAGGUUAAAACGUUUCGUGUGACACAUUAAGCAGUUAUUUUCCCAUUUUUCUUUGUCGAUGCAAACAUCUAAAGCACAUGGCACGUCUAGAGUACUACAGCUCUGUCCUUUCGCUGAGUUCGUGACUAAAUGCUGAAUUUUGUUUCACUGCGCUCCACUAUCUGUGUAGCCUCAAUUACCAUCUCUGAAAUCUAUUAACUAUGUGAAUCAUAUUAAUUGUGUUGAUUGAAUCAGGGCCUACGUGCUUAGAGAAAAAUCUCUGAUAUAUUUCAGUAGUGACCUCUAAGCUUUUGAACAAUGAGUAAUACUUAGCACUUUUUCUAGAUUAGCAAACGCUAGUUGAUUUGAAGUAGUUUUCAGUGUUUGAGAUGCUUACGAUUAGGAAUGCAUAUCAUUUUGCAUUUUUAAUGCUUUAACCUGUAAACCAUAUCCAUGCUCAUAUAUGAAUUAUUGACAUGUUGAACUGUUGUACAGUGGGAUCAGAAUUUCUUCAGUAAGGUAGCUUAGAUGGCUUUCCAGCAUUAUAUAUAUAUAUAUAUAUAUAUA
This is a messenger RNA of Hemibagrus wyckioides, 5624 nucleotides long. Its product is annotated as bromo adjacent homology domain-containing 1 protein. The record is from RefSeq and is a predicted model, not a curated record. NCBI's taxonomy places the organism in Eukaryota, Metazoa, Chordata, Actinopteri, Siluriformes, Bagridae. The coding region runs from base 249 to 2768 and encodes 839 amino acids. The transcript has 7 exons. Gene Ontology annotation, molecular function: chromatin binding.